Aspergillus vadensis CBS 113365 is the source of this 1682-nucleotide messenger RNA. Its product is annotated as ANP1/MMN9/VAN1 family protein. Gene Ontology annotation, molecular function: alpha-1,6-mannosyltransferase activity. Lineage: Eukaryota; Fungi; Ascomycota; Eurotiomycetes; Eurotiales; Aspergillaceae. The record is from RefSeq and is a predicted model, not a curated record. Gene Ontology annotation, biological process: protein N-linked glycosylation; cell wall mannoprotein biosynthetic process. Gene Ontology annotation, cellular component: mannan polymerase complex. The coding region runs from base 254 to 1489 and encodes 411 amino acids. The transcript has 4 exons.
AAACCCGCUCCUUUUCCCUUCCCCGGACGGUCCGUCUCUUCCGCCGCCCGUUCUGCAUCGUGUUGUCCGCUCCACGACAGAUUGAUCGAUCUCCCUGGACUCUGGUGUCCCAGCGAUAGACAUCCCCCAUCCCCAGAAAUCGUCGCCUAGCUGUAGGCGUCGACGAUUUCUGAUUACGAAAAGCGAGACCAUUCUGCUCGCUUUCCUGGCCAACUCAUAAUCUUAUUUCCCCUUUUUCUCCCCCGUCGCGAAGAUGUUGCUCCCCAAGGGUGGUGUAACGUGGAAGUCUGCCAAAGCACGGCUGCCUCCAUGGCGGGCUGUUCUGUUCCUGGUCACACGGACCCGUUUUCUGGUCUCAUUGGCCAUCACUGGUCUUGUAGUCCUACUAUGGCGUGGCAUCAGCAAGUCAGCGUCGGAGAUGCAGAGCUUCUACUGCUAUGGCCCUUCAAAAUCGCCGAUGGAAAUGAGCAUCAACGAAAUGGUCGAGUGGACCGCGCACACACAGACCCCUGUCCUCUUCAACCAUCACGCUGCCUACGAAGUGAACUCCUCGAGCAUCAAGACCGUCGACCUCAACCCCAUCAAGUCUACCUCCCAGGCCAUCUCGAAUUCUGAGCGGGUGCUCAUCCUCACCCCUCUGAGAGACGCAUCCGAACAUCUGGUCAACUACUUCGAUCUCCUCUACAAGCUGACGUACCCUCACAACCUCAUUGACCUGGCUUUCCUCGUUGGUGAUUGCAGUGACGACACCAUGGCUGUUCUUACCGCCGAGCUGUCCCGGAUCCAGGACCAGGUGGAUGAGAAGAUUGCUUUCCGUAGCGCGACAAUUGUGCAGAAGGACUUUGGGGCUGAUGUCGAGAUGAACGUCGAGGACAGGCACUCCUUUGCUGCUCAAGGCCCGCGUCGCAAGGCUAUCGGUCGCGCCCGCAACUACCUGCUCUACUCGGCUCUCAAGCCUGAUCACUCUUGGGUCUACUGGAGAGAUGUUGACAUCUUCGACAGCCCUGAUAGCAUCAUUGAAGAUUUCAUUGCUCACGACAGGGAUAUACUGGUUCCAAACAUCUGGUUCCAUCGCUACCGGGAUGGUGUUGAUGUCGAAGGUCGAUUUGACUACAACUCGUGGAUCGAAUCGGACAAGGGACGCCGGCUUCGGCAGACUCUUGACCCGGAUACUGUUCUGGCUGAAGGCUACAAGGAAUACGACACUGGCCGGACUUACCUGGUUGGCAUGGGUGACUGGAGAAAGAACAAGGAUGAGGAAGUUGAGCUCGACGGUAUCGGCGGUGUCAACAUCCUCGUGAAGGCUGAUGUUCACCGGACUGGCAUCAACUUCCCGGCCUACGCUUUCGAGAAUCAGGCUGAAACCGAGGGAUUCGCCCGCAUGGCCAAGCGUGCUGGUUACCAGGUGUACGGUCUUCCGAACUAUGUCGUCUGGCACAUUGACACGGAUGAGAAGCCUGGCAACCUCGGAGGCCGCAAGGCAUACUAGCUGCAUUCCUGAGUUGAUUCUCAUUUCCCCGCAGUUUGAGUGGUACACCUACUGCCACAUCUCAUCCUUUGACGCCUGAAUACCCCGUUCCCGUGUACAUCCGAGCCCUUGCAGCGGUUCUUUGCAUGGAGGCUUUCCUCUUAACGCUUUUAUUGAAUCCUUUUUCUUCAAUUUUUUCCUUUUUAUCUUUCGU